Cyclopterus lumpus (lumpfish) is the source of this 3556-nucleotide messenger RNA. RefSeq names its product MSL complex subunit 2b (gene msl2b). The coding region runs from base 824 to 2506 and encodes 560 amino acids. Lineage: Eukaryota; Metazoa; Chordata; Actinopteri; Perciformes; Cyclopteridae. Gene Ontology annotation, molecular function: ubiquitin protein ligase activity. The transcript is spliced from 3 exons. The record is from RefSeq and is a predicted model, not a curated record. Gene Ontology annotation, cellular component: MSL complex.
UCGCGUGUGCGGAAAAGCGACGAAACGCACCGAGGAAUCCUCCGCGGCUAACGGUAGCACGGCACACAAAUGCGGAUUUAAUUCCCUUUCGAGGGGGCGAGGUGGGGGCGACACUCUGGAGGGGCUGCCACACGCCGCAGGAGGACGUCAUUGUCGGCCGGACCCCCGCUCGGUUUCCCACCGAGGCGAGACUUCCGCUAAUCCCGUGAAGAAGAGGGGGGGUGGAGCGGGGGAGCGGCCUGCUUUUGGAGCCCGUUUCCUGGUGCAACUCGGGCGGCCCCGCGCCGUCACCAGAGCCCGGUGCCUCCGGCCUGUUAUUCGUGUUGUUUUUCUCCCCCACACAGCCUCUCUUUUUUUUAAAGAAACAACAACAACAACAACAACAACCACCACCACCACACCGGGGCCCGAUGGGGCUGCGCCGCCCGGUCGCUGCAGGAGGCACGCAGGAGUUUCUGCAGCCGGGGAGCACAGCUCGUGCGGAACCGAGCCGAACCGAGCCGGGCGAACCCACGAGUGGAUGCGAGGCGAUUUGGCGGAUGAGUAGCCUCGAUUGCUGCACGCGCAGGCUGCCGCUGCUGCCGCUGCCGCCGCCGCCGCCGCCGCCGCACGCGUUGGAUUUACCGAUCUGACGCCGCCGCCAGACUCCAUUGAUAAAAACCGGUGAUUUCAUUUAGCCGGAUGUCGGUUCGUGUGGGUCUCUUUUGUGGUGUUGUGUGACUUUUAACGUUUCCGUGCAAUCGGUGCAUCUUAACGCCUCCACCCCCCAUUUUUUUUGUGGGGGGGGGGGAGACGACGACGACAACGACAGGCAGCAGUGGAGAUGAACCCGGUGAACGCGACCUCUCUCUACGUGUCCGCGAGCCGCUCGGUGCUGCAGUGCGACCCCCGAGACCCCCGGGCCCUCGCGGAGCUCUGCAAGCUGCUGCCGUUUUUCCGCCAGUCUCUGUCCUGCUUGGUCUGCGGUGACCUGCUGCAGGACCCCGUCGCUCCCGCCGCCUCGCCAUGCCAGCACUUCGUCUGCCGCGGCUGCAAAGGCCGGCGGAUGCAGCGGAGGCCGUCCUGCAGUUGGUGUAAGGACUACUCGCGCUUCGAGGAGAGCCGGCAGCUCUCCUUGCUGGUCCGCUGUUACAGGAAGCUGUGUCUGUACAUCGCCCAGUCGCCGCUGGCCGCGCACAUAGCCGGCGCCGCCGCCGACUCGCCGGAGCUCCGCGCCAUCCUCAACGAGGGCCUCGCGCUGGCCGAGGGCGAGCCGGAGGCCGAGGACGCCGGCCCGGACUCGGGAGGCCCUUCGCAGCCGGACUCCGCCUCCCACGCCGCGGCUCCGCCCCUGAAGGAGCUCGAGGCGGCGGAGCCGAGCGGCGUCGGCGUGAACGGGCUGCACGACUGCAACGGCCUGGACGACGCGGGCGGAGGCGUCGCCAAGCACGAGAGCUUCUCGGAGGAGGAGGUCCCGGUGAGCGCCGCGGGGGGGGCGGGGCUCUGCGACAUCACUUCUUUCGGGGAUGACUUGAAACACGGCGGGGGCCCGUUGCUGUUGAGCGUGGAGGAGGUGCUCAGGACUCUGGAGACGGACCCCGACCCCCAGCUCAACGGACCUCACGGUCUCCCCGACUCCUCGCGCCUCUUCCCCUCCCUCCCCCGGGGGAACAGCCCCCGCCCCCUCCAGCCCUCGCUGCAGCCCCCCGUGGUCGUCCCCCACGCCCCCCCUCGGUACUGCCGCAAGCGCUCCCGCUCAGAAAGCGACAGCGAGAAGCUGCAGCCCCUCCCCAUCUCCACCCUCCUGCGAGGGGCCCCCCUUGGUGCCAACGGCUCCCCCCACCACCCGAACCCCGGCGCCGCCACCAAGCAGGAGCCUAAGUGCCCCGCAGCCCCUCCCCACCCCCACCUGGCCCCGGUGCCCAACGGCGGCCCCCCCAAGGUGGGCAAGACUGUGCUCGUCUCCAACAAGGCGCUGAAAAAGACUGUGGAGCACCUAGGGGGCCCCAAGAAGGCCUACGCUAAGGCCCGGCAAGGGACCCCCAAGCCCCGCACGCAACCCCGCGACAGACUGCCCCCCCACCCCCUGACGCACCCGCCCAGCCCCUCGAAGCCGCUGUAUAAAAAGCCUGUGGAGAAGAAGGGCUGCAAGUGCGGCCGAGCCACGCAGAACCCCUCGGUGUUGACCUGCAGGGGGCAGCGCUGCCCCUGCUACUCCAACCGCAAGGCGUGUCUGGACUGCAUCUGCCGCGGCUGCCAGAACUCCUACAUGGCCAACGGCGAGAAGAAGCUGGAGGCGUUCGCCGUGCCGGAGAAAGCUCUGGAACAGACUCGCCUCACGCUGGGCAUCAACCUCACGAGCAUCGCGGCGGCGGCCCUCCGCGGCCCGGCCACCGGCUCCCCCGGCGGCACCCUCCUCAACGUCACCACGGCAACGGGGGCGCCCGCCACGGCCGCCUUCCUGUCGGGGGCGGGGCACAACAGCAGGGGCUUCGACGAUUCGCUGGAGAUGCGGUUCGACUGCUGAGGGUCUCGACCCCUCGGUUGUUAACGCACAUUACCCCCCCGACCCGCCAGCCGGGCGCUGGUUCUCCAGCUGGGCGUUGGUUCUGCAGCUGGGUGCUGGUUCUCCAGCUGGGUGCUGGUUCUCCAGCUGGGCGUUGGUUCUGCAGCUGGGUGCUGGUUCUCCAGCUGGGUACUGGCCGCUGGUUCUCCAGUUGUGUGGGCAUUGGUUCUCCAGCUGGCCGCUGGUUCUCCAGUUGGGUGGGUGUUGGUUCUCCACCUGGCCGUUGGUUCUCCACCUGGCCGUUGGUUCUCCAGCCAUGCGUUGGUUCUCCAGCUAGGCGUUGGUUCUCCAGCUGGGCGUUGGUUCUCCAGUUGGGUGGCCGUUGGUUCUCCAACCGGCCGUUGGUUCUCCAGUUGGGUGGGUGUUGGUUCUCCACCUGGCCGUUGGUUCUCCAGCUGGGCGUUGGUUCUCCAGUUGGGUGGCCGUUGGUUCUCUAACCGGCCGUUGGUUCUCCAGUUGGGUGGCCGUUGGUUCUCCAGCCGGGCGUGCAGAGCCAGAACAAGGCAGCUACAGUGACUGUGCAUUCAGACCCAGUGUGGGAGGAAGGAGACAAGGAGACAAGGAGAGAGGAGACAAAGAGACGAGGAGAGAGGAGAUGUAGCGUUACUGUGUGUUCAGGAGGGAUUGUUUCUGUUCUUUACUUUACUUUGUGUGUGUGUGUGUGUGUGUGUGUGUGUGUGUGUGUGUGUGUGUGUGUGUGUGUGUGUGUGUGUGUGUGUGUGUGUGUGUGUGUGUGUGUGUGUGUGUGUGUGUGUGUGUGUGUGUGUGUGUGUGUGUGUGUGGUUGGUUGGUUUCUGGAAGCGACACACAUGCUGCUAAAGCCCCCCCCCACACACACACACUCAUCUCUUUGUUGUUUUUAAUAAGUUGCGUUAACAUCUUCAGUAUUUAUUUAGUUUGUCUCCUCCAAACGUUUUGUUUUAUGUUUAUUUGUCGCGUUCUCCCUCGGAGAACAUUUAAAUACCUGUAAUAUAAACUGUAACAUAUUUCCACAAAAAAGAAAGAAAAUGA